UCUAUAAAUUACAUAUAUUCUCAGAGGAAACUUGAGAAUUAAACUAUCAACAUCCCAUCUGUUUGUAAAGACCAGGACAUGAUGUUUGUUGGCGUACCAAGACCUAUUUUUCUAUUGCUGUUCUUAGCUUCUGCUCUUGUUCUGAGCUAUUUUCUACAAUCAACCUCACGACGAGAUCUUCAAUUCUCGUCCAAUCCUCUGUUUGUGUUUUCGUUGUUUAACAUCAUUAUCGGUGCCAUCAUUGUUGGAAAUCACAGGCCAUCUUCCGGGGAAGCCGAUGACGCCAUAUCUUUCAUGCAUCAUUCGUAUGAACUAGAAGAAGAUGGAGCUGAUGACGCUGAGGAUGCAAAGAGUGAUAAAUACUCGAGUUUGGAGGGUUGUGACCACAGUAGGGACCAUGUUGAUGACAACGAUGAUGGUGAAAGUGAAGAUGAUGAUUUUGAUUUUGAAGGCUACGAAGAAGAUGACGACGACAAUGGUAGCGAUGAUGAGAUUGGUUGGGGAGACAUGGAUGAAUAUGACUGUAAUUUGGAGAAACGAAUCGAAGACUUCAUUGCCAAGGUUAACAAGGGAUGGAGGGAAGAGAGGUUAAGGGAUGGUCUCUCCUAUCCCUUACAGCUAACCUACCUGUGAAUUAUUUACAAAGCUCAAGAAAAUAAUAAUUUAAUUUUACUAUAAUUUUCCUUUGUCUCUCUUGUUCUCUGCCAUAGAAUGCAUAAGUUUAACUGAUACCUGCAAUGCUGAAAUGCACAGAUGCUGAAAUGCGUGAUAACUGUCGCCUCGCCUGUGUGAGUAAAAAUGAUAUAGCAUCCUUUUGAACAAAUAGUUAUUUCCAAAAGUCUUAAUGUGUAGUGUUCCUU
This is a messenger RNA of Malus domestica (apple), 860 nucleotides long. The record is from RefSeq and is a predicted model, not a curated record. Lineage: Eukaryota; Viridiplantae; Streptophyta; Magnoliopsida; Rosales; Rosaceae.